AAUAAAAAAAUCAUAGGAAAAAUAAAUUAAUAGUGAUAUUAUUCUAUAACUAAAAAAAUAAAAAUUAACAAAUAAUUAAAAAAAAAAUGACUGAUUUCAGAAAAGAGCUUGCCUAAAACGCCAAUAAAUUAGCUACUCCUGGUAAAGGAAUCUUAGCUGCCGAUGAAUCAACUGGAACAAUUGGAAAAAAAUUCACAUCAGUAGGAAUCGAUAACACUGAAAGCAAUCGUUAAGCUUACAGAGAUUUAAUGUUCCACACUCCCGGUCUUGAAUAACAUAUUUCUGGAGUAAUUUUAUAUUCCGAAACUGCUAAACAAAACGAUUUAUCAGGAAAAAAAUUUGUCUAAGUUUUAAAAGAAAAAGACAUUUUAUGUGGAAUUAAAGUUGACUAAGGAUUAAAAAACAUUCCUGGAACAAAAGACGAAACUGCAACUCAUGGUUUAGAUACAUUAGAUGCUAUGGCCAAGGAAUUCUAUUAAAUCGGCUGCAGAUUUGCUAAAUGGAGAGCCGUAUUGAAAAUCUCUGCCGAUGGAUGCCCUACUGAUUAAGCUAUUUAAGAAAAUGCUUGGGGUUUGGCUAGAUAUGGGGCUAUUUGUUAGGCUAAUGGACUCGUACCUAUUAUUGAACCUGAAAUUUUAAGUGAUGGAGAUCACUCAAUUGAAACUUGCUAAAAAGUCAGUGAAAGAGUACUUGCAGCAGUAGUUAAGGCUUUAUAAGAAAAUAAUAUCUUCUGGGAAGGUUGCUUACUUAAACCUAAUAUGGUUACUUAAGGAAGUAAUCACCCAGUUAAAGCUAGUCCAGCGGAAGUUGCUUUUAGAACUGUUACUGCACUUUCAAGAACAAUUCCUCCAGCUUUAGUUGGUGUCUUUUUCUUGAGCGGUGGAUAAUCUGAAGAAGAUGCUUCUUUAAAUUUAAAUGCUAUGAAUAAAUUAUAAGGUGUAAGAAGACCUUGGUUCUUAACAUUCUCUUAUGGAAGAGCUUUGUAAAAUAGUUGUGUUAAAGCUUGGGCUGGAAAAUAAGAAAAUGUAAAGAGUGCUUAAUAAGCACUUUUGUAAAGAUGUAAAGCUAAUAGUGAAGCAUAAUUGGGUAAAUACGAAGGAUCAAAGGAUGGAGCUGGAUAAGAAUCUUUAUUCGUUCAUGAUUAUAAAUAUUGAUAUAAAAAAUUAUUUGAAAAUAAUUUUUUUAUUUUUUAUAAUUUUUAUUUAAGUUUUUUUAAAAAAAUUGAAAUUGAAUAAAAAUUAUGUUUUACUUUACUUUUUUUAUAAAAAAUUAGAAAUUAAUU
Ichthyophthirius multifiliis is the source of this 1282-nucleotide messenger RNA. RefSeq lists its product as hypothetical. Gene Ontology annotation, biological process: glycolytic process; fructose 1,6-bisphosphate metabolic process. NCBI's taxonomy places the organism in Eukaryota, Ciliophora, Oligohymenophorea, Hymenostomatida. Gene Ontology annotation, cellular component: cytosol. The transcript is spliced from 3 exons. Gene Ontology annotation, molecular function: fructose-bisphosphate aldolase activity. The record is from RefSeq and is a predicted model, not a curated record.